AUGUUGUCUAGACGGUACAGCGGCAGUUCUUCGAAUGUCUCGCAGGUUCCCGCAGUGAAUCUGUCCACUCAUGACCUGGAUGCGUUCCGAAGGUCUGCAUUCCUGCCCGAGCGGCCGCUCCUCAUCAGAGCUGGAAAUGGCGUGGGGCGGCAUGUCUCCAAUGAUCGAGGAGGUGAAUUUGCCGCCACCAGCCGCUGGUUCGUUUCUGAGACCGCGGCAGCUACGGUGACUCUCAGUCCAUACCUGGAGCAGUUUUCCAUGGCUUUCUUUCCGUACGAGAUCAUGUGCCCUCCACGAUGCGCAGAACCUUUGGAUAACCACAGUGAGGCCGGCUCGAGAGAUGCUCUUGAAAGCUUCAGCUCGUGGCUGGACUCAAAUCCUUGCAAUAGCGGCCUACGGCAGGGUCUCGCUGAGCUUGUGAGGCACCACCUCUUGAGAGGCGGGAAAACCUCCAGAGCAGAGCAGCGGCUUGUACAGCUGCAUGCGCCGCUUGCCCUGCUGAUCGAGGCGCUCAAGUACAACCGGGAAGCGCUCGCCGGGACGCCCACAACGCGGCCGUCGAGCAUGCCCCUCCUGACGCAGCUCUACAUCGCCCAGGCGUCGCUGUCAGACCUCCCGACCGAGCUGCGGGACGAUGUGCCCACGCCGCAUCUUGUCCGUCACGGCGGCCGAGGCGACAUAUACGAUACGAGCCUCUGGUUGGGUCUCGAGCCAACCUACACGCCGUGGCACCGCGACCCCAACCCAAACUUGUUCUGCCAGCUAUGCAGCAGCAAGACGGUGCGGCUGGCUCCACCGGCUGCAGGCGAACCAAUAUUCCGCCAGGUGCAGACGGAGUUGGCGAGGAGCGUGACAUCCACAGCAGCGACGGCUCACUCGCGCAUCCGCGGCGAGGAAAUGAUGCAGGGACCCGAGCGGCGACCUCUGCACGAUGCCAUCUGGACAGAGGCCCAUGCCACAGUCGCAAUGACCUCCAUACAGGAGGCCCACGUCGAGCCUGGGGACAUGCUCUUCAUUCCGAAGGGAUGGUGGCACAGCGUCAAGAGUGCUUAUGCUGACGGAAGGCUGAAUGCAUCCGUCAACUGGUGGUUCCGCUGA
This is a messenger RNA of Grosmannia clavigera kw1407, 1098 nucleotides long. RefSeq lists its product as uncharacterized. The transcript has a single exon. The record is from RefSeq and is a predicted model, not a curated record. Gene Ontology annotation, molecular function: 2-oxoglutarate-dependent dioxygenase activity. NCBI's taxonomy places the organism in Eukaryota, Fungi, Ascomycota, Sordariomycetes, Ophiostomatales, Ophiostomataceae. The coding region runs from base 1 to 1098 and encodes 365 amino acids.